UUCACAACAGUUACACUAUACGUCGUCGGACCUAUUUAUACAAAUUACUAACAUUCAUACGCUCGUGAACUCAACGUUGUUACCCGGUACGUUAUGGAAAUAGUUCUACGGUAUAAGGGGACUGUAAGCUACAAAUCAUACUUCAUAUUAUGAUCAUACUUCAUAUUAUGAUGUAAAUGGUCCUUUAAUAUGAGAAUUAUCUAAACUUGAGAUUAUCCACUGUGCGGAAUCAGAAGCAAGUUCGCCACACUGACUGCGUAACUGGAAAUAUGUCCGAACAAGCAAACGGAGAGAUCAACGAUGAUAAAGAUAUCAGAGAAUUUCUUCAAUAUGCCGAGGUAAGCGAGGCACCAAGUACAAAAUGGGAAGAUGUUGCUGGAAUCGAGACGGCAUGCGAAAAGAUGAAAGCAUAUGUAAUUGUACCAGUAAAGUUUCCGCACCUUUUCACAGGUGGGGUGCGCUCAACAGGAUUUCUCAUAUAUGGUCCGCCUGGAGUGGGAAAAACACUGUUGGUGCAAGUAACGAUUGCCGAGCUGAGCACGUGCAAUGUACUGUGUUAUAAAAUAUCGGCAUAUGAUCUUCUUUCAAGGUGGCAGAAACAUCCUACAAAAGCGUUACGAGCAAUGUUCAGGAAAGCUGAGGGCUGCAAAUUCAGUGUGAUGUUUAUUGAUGAUUUUGAAGUACUGAGUGACCAAUGCGGAAAUACAGAGAGUGGCAGAAGACUGAAGGAAGACUUUGUCUCAUUUACACGAUAUUUCCGUUCAAAUUGCCAUGAAAGCACUCUGUGUAUUAUUGGCAUUACGAAUAAACCCUGGAAAAUGGCAGAGGACUUUUCUUUACGACAAAUAAUGGACAGACGGGUGUACACCCCGCUACCGGACAGCAAGGCAAGAAUAGCAAUCUUCAAACAACAGUUGUCUUCUGUCCAACAUUCUUUGUUAGAGGAAGACUUCAGAAUGUUGGGCGAGAGGUCCGAUGGACUAAGUGGCGCUGAUAUCAGUACAGUAGUGAGAGAUUCAAGCAUGCAACCGAUCCGAAAAAUUCAAGUUGCAACACACUUCAAACAGAUUUCUGGACCAUGUUCUGAAGAUCCAAACAAGAUAGUAGAUGACCUGUUAACUCCCUGUUCCAGAGAUGAUCCUGGGGCAAUAGAAAUGGACUGGACGCAGAUAGAAGCAAACAAACUUGCACCACAAGUAUUAACAAUGGACGAUGUGAUGAAGUCUCUGUAAACACAGAAACCAUCUGUGAGCAAAGAAGAAUUGGACAUGUAUGAACAGUUCAAGGAGGAAUGGGGAUCUUAAGACCUUUUAUUCCAAGAACAAGGAGAACCAUUCAGUUUUAGAGGCUCGAAACAUGGAAGUUCCAUUUCAGAAGUGACCUCUGUGUAUUAAAUCAGAAUACAUAUUUCAUUCUUUAUUAAAGCGAGUUGAAGUUCAGUGGAAAACAUCAAAAUCUGAUGUUUUUCAUUGAUAUGGAUCUACAAAAUUUGGUUAAAACCAUUUAAAAAGAUAAAUACAAAGAAAAUUGUGUAAUUUACAUACAUUGUAUGCCUUACAUUUUUACUUAUGGCUACUUGUAAGCCAGUGAAAAUAUUGUACCUUGUUUCCCUGGAUAUUUUAAUCUAAAACUGAAAGAUGUACCAUUUUAUAUAUAAUCUAUAUAUAAUUUAUAUAUAUUUCUGUAGUAAGCCAAUUUGUAAAUUUUAUUGAACUGUUCCAUACAGAUUUUUUUUCGAAUGUAGAAUUUGAACUGUCCUACUCUGGUCCAGUAGGAAGAGCAGUGACCCAGUGAGAAGGGCUGUGUGUAGAUUAUAACCUUGGUAUAGUAUCCUAUUCCAUUUACUGUGUUUGUGAUUUAUUACAUACCACUGUAUAGUAUCUGCAUUCGUAUAUAAUGAAAAUAUGCAAAUAAAACG
This is a messenger RNA of Mercenaria mercenaria, 1918 nucleotides long. RefSeq names its product vacuolar protein sorting-associated protein 4B-like. Gene Ontology annotation, molecular function: ATP hydrolysis activity; ATP binding. Gene Ontology annotation, biological process: vacuole organization; endosomal transport. The record is from RefSeq and is a predicted model, not a curated record. The transcript has 10 exons. Lineage: Eukaryota; Metazoa; Mollusca; Bivalvia; Venerida; Veneridae. Bases 270 to 1232 code for a protein of 320 amino acids.